GCAUGCUCCAUCCCGGCAUUCUCCAAGCACUGACUCCCCAUCCACUCUGACCACAGCCAGGAGCCACAUCCCACUGCCUGCCCAGCGUCCAUCCAUGGAGGUGACCACCGUGUCCCCAUCUCCCGCCUCACCCACUGAAGGGGACGAUCUCUGUGACACAGAUGUCACCAGCGUGGCCAUACACAGUGUGACACUGCUCAUCUGCCUCUGUGGGCUGGUUGGGAAUGGGGCUGUGCUCUCCCUCCUCAGCCUGAAAAUUCGUAACGCUCGCAUCUUUGACCUGGCAUUUUUUGACUUCCUCAUCCUGCUCUUCACAUUCCCCUCUGCCCUCCUUUUCCUAGUGGAGGACGUGUCCUGCUCUCCUAUCAUGCCCGUGUUGUACUUGAGUUUCCUUUUCCAGCUGUCAGUGGUCUCCACCUACUGGGUGCUGUACUGGCUGACAGACGUCAGCAUUGCUGGUUUUGUGAAAAAGCUCUGCAAGCUCUGCUGCAGCUGCAACCUUCCUCUGCGCCUGUUUUGGUUGCUGGACAGUGUCCAGUACUGUGCCUUCUUUACUCUCUUCACUGUCAUUCCUGCAGUGACAUACCUGUGCCCAUCACACCAGCAGGAGCACUGCAGGGCAGCUUCAAUCUCCAUGCACGCCCUCAUCCUGCUCCUCUUUCCUGCACCCACGGUCAUUUCCAGCACAAUUGACUUCAUUAAGGCCAAGUGGGGCUCCAAGAAGCUGAAACCAAAGAGGCGCGACGUCGUUGUCUCCCUCAUUGUGCUCUUCAUUGUCCUUCUCAGCCUCUGCAAUUUCCUGCAGCAGCUUGGCUACAUCGUUGUGUCUUCCGAGGUUGUUUUCCUGCUCAACUGCAUCCUCAGCAGCAUCAAACCCUUCAUCUACUUCUUGGCUGGGAGGUGCUGGAGGCCCUGCUCCCUGAAAUCCCUCCAGCUCUCCCUCCAGAGGGUCUUUGAUGAGCAGAAGAAAAAAGCUGCCAACAGUAAUGACGCCAACAAGGACACAGUGGUCUGAGCCUGGUGAUCCCUUCCCCUGCUCUGCUGAAGGACCUGGCAGAGUGGCUCAGGCUUUCCUUGAGCCACCUGAUCAAGAAAUACCCACAGGAUGCCCCUCCCUGUGGUGCUGUAUUCCUGCAGGAGAAGGCAGCAGGGGCAGUGCCGUGGGUGAUUUUGGAGGGAUGCUCUGCAGGGAGCUCAUUGGAGCAUGGCUUUCCUCCUCCCUGCUGGAUGCACAUGGCUCCAGGCAGAGCAGCUGGGCUCAGUUCUGUUCCCCAGCUCUAUUCCCCAGGGAAAGAUCCUCCUUGCCUCAGCCCCAGGGAAUGAACUCCAUCUCCUCUGGCUACACACAGCAGUUUCCUGGUGUUUUCAGGGAUCUCCUGCCUGCAAAGAAUGUGACACCUUAAGGCCUGGGGACACACCCAGCACGGGGUGCUGCUCAUUUCCCAAAUCCCUGCGGGGCUGGUGCCUCUGGAUGGCAGGAGAGGGGCUGGGAUCACAGGGAGCAUCCUUCCCCUUGUGUCUGGCAGAGCCGGCCCUGCAUUCCCAGCUGAUGGGGAGAGACACCAGGAAGGGCUGCAGAGCUGGGCAGGGACAGCAACAUUCCCUUCUUCUUUCAGGGGGCAUUUGUCACAUUCUUGAAUUCCAGAAUUCAGUCAUUCUGAGUAAAGGGCAGGGUGGAUGGUGAACUCCACUAAACCCUUGUGCCUGUGAACAUAUGGAAUAUGGAAUAUGGAAAUUCCCAUCCCCAGAUGCUUGGAUCGCAGAAUUUCACAGGAAUUAGGGGGUUCUGCUGCUGUUCUGCAGAAUGGAGCCAUCCUGUGGUUCCCAGCAUCCAAGUCCAAGGAAGCCCUGGAGCACCUCCAUCCUCAACCUGGCCACCCUCGGGAGGAGCUGCACAGCGACUCUGCACAGCAGCUUCAGCCAAAAUCCAUCUUGUUCUCAUGUUUGUCAACUUGGAUCUUCUACUAAAUUGAGUGUGUAUUUAUGUCUGUUGUUUGUUUCCAAUGUGAUAUUUCCAAACCCAACAUUUCUUGAAUAAACAACAUCCGGGCUUUGCUACAGAGCCUGUCCCUGGUGAA
Molecule: messenger RNA, 2078 nt
Organism: Prinia subflava (tawny-flanked prinia)
Lineage: Eukaryota; Metazoa; Chordata; Aves; Passeriformes; Cisticolidae
Product: mas-related G-protein coupled receptor member H-like
Exons: 1
Coding region: 95-1015 (306 amino acids)
Biological process (GO): G protein-coupled receptor signaling pathway
Cellular component (GO): membrane
Molecular function (GO): G protein-coupled receptor activity
Source: RefSeq, a predicted model, not a curated record